AAAGCCCUCACCCUUCGGCAGCCACAUCUCCCGCAGCCCGCAGGACAUCGGUUCGGCUGGCGCGCUCUGCCGUCAUUAGCUGUUUAGCUCUGCACCCAAGCUUUCGUUGUUGAACCUUUUCUUCUAGACCGUUGGUAUAUCUUUAGAUCUCCCUUCGACCACUCGCGACGACGCCGGCGCAACGGACUGCGAUCAGUCACACGCUCAUUCAACCCUCGACCUGCGACCUCGAGCCCUUUGCUGCAGCAGGACGUCCCUUCGCCGUUCCAUGCCGCUCGUUACUAGGACCUCGAGACCCCAUAGUCCCUGCAGUAGUUGCGCCCGUAAUUGAUCGACUGUCAACCACAGACAGGAUCGGCGUGUUUCAAGAGUCGACAAUCGCAGGAACAACUUUGUUCUUUUUUCAAAACAUUUGUAAUUGUAAACACAAGAGCUCGAAAGGCGGUAAACACAGGCGCAAUGGAUAUCAACUCGCUAUUGUCGCCGUCAGACUCGCCCGCCGAAACUCCUCCUCCACAGCCUUCCCGUGCAUCGCCGUCGAUGCUGGCGGCGCAUUCGCCCGGCAAGCGCGCUGUCCGCCAGCAGAUGCCCUCGAGAACACCCUCAGGACUGAGCCAGCAGAUCACAUCGUCACCGCAACUUCACCUCGCACAUCAGAACCACCCUUCGCCCGGGUAUGGCCAUCUCGCGAAUGGUGCAAGAGCAGUCCACAGUGCCACAUGCACUCCGCAGCCGCUGGGGUCGCCACACGAUGCGCGCAUGACACCUCCAUCUCAUCUGUAUCGCCAGGCGUCGACGCCAAGCAUGGAUGCAUUGGCAGAUCUUGCGAGCAUGCAACAACAGCAGCAAGCUGCGCGACAGAACUCUCUCGGUCACCAACGCCCAGUAACAUUACAACACCUCGGACAACAUCUUUCAGGCGAUUCUGUGACCAGCGCAGCAAUGUCGGAACAUUCGCCAAGACCGCGCAGCUUUGCGACAAAAUCUCUAGACCAGCAACACAUCGACUACCUGGAACAAUUGGACCGUGAUCUGACAGAGAACCCUUUCAAUUACUACAGUCAUCUUGCCCUGGUCACAACACUUCACCAGGGGUUCCAGAAUCAUCUUGAAUCCUUUGUAUCGGAACCGCACGACUACGAGCUCAUCCACAUCCUGCGCGAUGCGUACCGCGUAAUGUCAGAAAAGUAUCCACUUGGGGAGACACUAUGGCACUACCGUCUCAAUGACGAAAAGAUACUAGCAAGAAAUUCAGAGGAGCGCAUGGGGGUACUCGAGUUGCACAAACAUGCAACACACGAGGAGCCCUACAGUGCGAAACUCUGGGCUGCGUACGGUGAGUACGUCAGUUAUCUCGUCGCCUGCUCGUGGGAACAGAUGCCGCCAGAGGAGUGGUCCGAGGAGGACAGACUCAUUGGCCGCGAACUCUUUCAACCGCAGUUGCUAGUGGAAGCACUACAGCAAGGCGCUGAGAGAGUGAAGUACAAUCUACAAGAAAGCAAUCUGGUAUGGGAUCGCUAUCUGCAGGUUCUGGAGGAGGACCUUGAACGCACUGGCCUCAGUCAGGAGAAGGUGACGAGGAUUGCAUCGAUAUACAACGAGCGGUUGGGCCUGCCACACGCCACGUGGUCCCAUACUCGAUCGAGAUACAUCUCCUUCAUCCAGCGCUACAACCUUGGUGAUCCCGAACAGGUCAACGAGCAAGUCACCCAAAAGAACACGCACAUCAUACAACAGUGUGCCAAUCGCGAGGAUUACGAAUUCAAAGUCCUUCAGGCUAUCCAACAGGGCGACCAGAAUGCAGAAUAUCAUGCUAUCACCCGCUACCUCAAGUGGGAGAAGAGGACCAUGGGCGUCUACAGUUUCCCGUUGGUCAAUGCGCUGUAUGAACGCGCCACACUACGCUUCCCAGUUGAUCCCUCGAUAUGGGAGGACCAUGUUGAGUUCCUCAUCUGGCAAAAAGACCGAUCAGUCGAUGUGCUGAAUGUGCUGGAACGCGCUACACGACAUUGCCCCUGGUCAGGGUCUCUCUGGUCUCAUCGGAUACUAACGCUCGAAGUUGAGAACAAGGCUUUUGAGGAGAUCGAGCAUGUUAAGCACACUGCUACUGGGACCGGACUGCUGGAGCAUUCUGACUUGGAAGAGAUCAUCAAGGUUCAAAUUGCGUGGUGCGGAUACUUGCGACGAAGAGCUUUCGACGACCCCAAGGCCACAGACGACGAUGCCGAUAUUGCCGAAGUCGGUAUCCGUUCCGCGUUGGAGUUCGUACGAGAGGUCGGCAUGAAGAAGCAUGGACGAGACUGGGCAGGCGACUCAAAGUAUCGCCUCGAGCGCAUCCAUAUGAAGUACUGGCUUCAACGCGGAAACGUUGACGAAGCUCGAAACAUUUGGGAGUCUCUUGUCAAGCGUCAAGCUGAUUCGCACGACUUUUGGUACCGCUGGUACAUCUUCGAGAUGAUCUUCUGGUCACAGCACGCUAUGCGGACCGAACAGAACGCUGGACAGCAACUGCUCACGCCCACUCGAGCGACAGCUGUUCUAGAACGCGCCAUGGAACGUCUGCAAACGAUCGACUUCCCAGAACCGAUCGUGGAGAUGUACGUGAAUCACUGCGAGCAACACGAAAAUGUCUUGAAGGUCAGAAGCGCUGCAAUCGAGAAGAGGCGAACUGAACGUAUGGUCUCGAUUCGACGUGAGAAAGAGAAGGCAGCCGCUGAAGCGGCAGCAGCAGCAGCGCCUCAGCCUCAGCCUGACUACUUCACUGAGGGCUCUGCAAAGAGGAAGAGGGAUGAUACUGGUACCAAUCACGAUGCUGCAGCGAAGAAGAGCAGGCAAGCCGACUCAGAGGACGUAUCUCCUGCUGCCGUGCCUUUCAAUGGAGAGCCAGUCCGCGCCAGUGAGGCCCCGUCUGACGCCCAGACUAGUGCACCGAAGCGCGACCGGGAGCAUACUUCUGUCAUUGUCAAGAAAUUGCCAGCAGAUACCACACAAACUCAGAUCAGGCAGUUCUUUACAGAUGCUGGCACAGUCCGGAAUCUUGUGCUCAAGCCAGAACAGGACAGCAUGACAGCCAUUGUCGAAUUCGAGACUUCUGAAGAGGCCGAUUAUGCCUUGAGCAAAGAAGCAAAGGGGUUCAAGGGUCAAAACAUCUCGAUAGAACGUGGCGAAAGCACAACCCUUUACGUCACCAACUACCCAGCACAUGCAGGUGAAGCAUACCUACGGAAGCACUUCGAACCAUUUGGAGAAAUCAUUGGAUUUAGAUUUCCGUCCCUCAAGUUCGACACACAUCGUCGCUUUUGCUACGUGCAGUUCGCCAAUGCUGCACAAGCGGUUGCCGCGACCCAGCUUGACGGCACAGACGUAGAAGGACAGAAGCUCAACGUCAAGAUCUCGAAUCCCCUGGCCAAGAAGAAGCGGGAUGGCGCAACUGCGGAAGGUCGCGAAGUCUACGUAUGGCACCUUAACUUCAAGAUAAAGAAACAAGAAGUCCAGGAGACCUUUGCGCAAUUCGGUCACAUCGACCGCAUCAACUUUCCAACUCUCAAGAACGGCAACAACAAAGGAUUCUGCUUCGUAGUCUACUACACAAAAGAAAGUGCCGAUGCUGCAGUCGCCGGGAUGGAUAAGAAGGACUUCUGGGGUCUCGAGCUGCACGUAGAAAUUGCCAACGACAGGAACGAAACGAAACCGAAGAUCAAAUCGAUUCUCGAGAACGACGCAAGCCCGGCACCCCGCGACGCAACACCUAGGACUGCACAGGCGGCUCCUGAUGCAGCUCCAGGUACGGCGGUUGCUGCAGCUUCCGCCGCAGCGUUCAAGGCCGCUCCCUUCAAUGAGCGCUCCCUCGCGAUCCUGAACCUCCCCGACACCGUGCCAGACGUGCGCAUCAAGCCCCUGGUCGAAUCCUACGGCUUCAAGAAGAUUACCCUCGAACCGCAACACGGCGGCGCAGUCAUCGAGUUCACAAGCGUGGAAGGCACAGGCAAAGCUGAGAUCGCGUUACAAGGGCUGGAUUUCGAAGGCAGGAAAUUGCGCGUUGGCACCGUCAAGGACCUGAGACAACAGAAAGGCGAGUGGAAGGCGGCAAACAGCUUUGUCCAACCCAAUCGCGUACAGAGACCGACCGCACGAGGCGGUGGAAGGGCAAGGGGCAGGACAGGCUUCGGUGCGAGACCCGCUGUGCCUAGGGCUAUGGCGCCCACAAACGGAGAGGCGAAGAGUAAUAACGAGUUCCGCAACAUGAUCCUCAACAAGGGGCCCAAGAAGGCUGAGAGCAGCAACGACAAGAUGGAGGAAUAAUGGCAGGGGGUUACGAUAUGCAUCACGGCGUCAACAUUUUUGGUUCAAAACGGGCUGGACGGACAGUAUCUAGCACUGCAUCACUGGCGUUUUGGGAUUUCACAAGCAUCAAUGAGGGAGGAACAGGUAGUGAGUGCAUGAUGAAGGCCGACUAAUGCGGAGUUUUAAAUCAUUGGGUGUAUCUAG
Macroventuria anomochaeta is the source of this 4488-nucleotide messenger RNA. RefSeq lists its product as uncharacterized. Lineage: Eukaryota; Fungi; Ascomycota; Dothideomycetes; Pleosporales; Didymellaceae. Gene Ontology annotation, molecular function: mRNA binding; protein binding. The transcript has 2 exons. Gene Ontology annotation, cellular component: cytoplasm; nucleus; ribonucleoprotein complex. The record is from RefSeq and is a predicted model, not a curated record. The coding region runs from base 460 to 4302 and encodes 1280 amino acids.